This is a messenger RNA of Xyrichtys novacula (pearly razorfish), 39432 nucleotides long. NCBI's taxonomy places the organism in Eukaryota, Metazoa, Chordata, Actinopteri, Labriformes, Labridae. The record is from the annotation of a GenBank genome assembly.
GGAUAAAAUAAGAAAGGAGGCUCCAGUGGUAUAAGUGGAUUUGAGGGCUUGGAAGGAAAACAAGGACGCUAGUUAACGUUUUCUCGUUGUUCAAGGUAUGAAGUCUUGUUUUUUUUUUAAAGUUUACAGAGUUUAUUCAAGAUGUCUACCGUUAUUUGAAUGGGAUAAUUCGUUUAUUAAUCUGACAUUUGCCAGGUUGACAGAUAGUCAGACAUUUGUUGGUGGUGGCAAACCCUGCAACCAGACAAACUAAGUCACCAACUAACUCGUGUUACGUCCCCGGUUGUUAACGCCGUCGUGAGUUGAAGUGAAACAGCUAUCGGGCGAUAUUGAAAAGUAACUUAGUUGGCAACCUUAAAGUCAGCUGUCCUUAGCGACUAACGUUAUUUCAAGCUAGUCAGUGUUAACGUUUCAGGGUUAGCUCGGCUAGCUAGCUAUAGCCUGUUCCCAGUGGAGAUGUACCGACUGUGUUCAGGCAACAUGGCCAGAAAACUAGCAAAGAAUCCGGUCUGACAGCGGUACUUUAUGAGACUAUACAGCUGUGAAGUCCGGCUGAAAUAAGACGAAUACUCUGAAUGAUAAUAGCCUUAUAGCUUAAUACCUUUGCUAGCAAGCAGGUCGGCUACCUCGGCGUGAACUCAGUUUCCCCCGCAUGUAUCACACUUAAGCUUUUAAAGGGACUUAGUUAACCUCUCUGACUUCGUGUCCGUGUGAUUGCUCAGCGUGUGAAACUACACAGAGGAAAAAGAAGUCAACUACAUUAAUUUUAAUAACUUGUACAAUGCAUAGCAGAGUGGACCCACUAUGGUGAAGCUUCACUAUGCAUCCAAAUGGACAUAAACAGCAGGCAACUCUUUUUAAAUAACAGAGAGCAAUCUAGGACACCCUUCAGUUUGUACACAACUGUAGCCGUGUGUGGAAAUACAGAGGACAUUGUUCUGUGAGGUAACACAAGACAGAUAUUUUUAGCUUUAAUUAGCCCAGUUCUGUGUAAAGCAACAAGUUAGACUUAUCAUGCAGCUGUCACAUUCCAGCAUGUGACCCACUGAUGUUAAAAUACUUCACAUUUAAAAUGAAUAAAAGUGAACAAAUAUUGUAUAUUCACUAUAUGAUAAGUUAUCUUACCCCUGAGGAAUAAAGCUGCAGGCUAUAUAUAAAAAAGAAAAAAACCCAAUGAGGUGAUGACCUGUAAUUUUAGUCUGACAAGUGUUUACUUUCAGGAUAGAAGUGAAGUAAUUGAUGUUUUUGUUUUUGGUGGGCAUCUAGACAAGUUUAGAAGUUUUCCAAGUUUAUUAUUGAUCAUAUUGGACAGUCAAAUUCAGCUGUCAGUCUCAGUUGCAUAAAGUAAGCCUUUAGAUUUGCAGCUUAUUUUCCGAACUGUGAGUAGCUGGCUGGAAGUUCCUCGAAGUCCUGUGGUACAAAAGGGAUUUUGUUUUCUGUUUGUCUGUUUCGAGGUAAAAUACCAGAUUCAGAAAACUUAAAAGAAUUAGUGAAGGGUUACCUCAGUGUGAACUACUGUGACUUUGUCAUCCGUAAGAUAUCAAUUGGAUACAGUGUGAGCAGACUGUAAACAUGAAAAGUUGAUGUAACAGCUUCAUUAUUAUAUUUUCAUUCCUUUCUUGAGAUGUUAUGUGUUUGAUUUUCUGCUAAAAAACGUGAAUAUUGAGAGCACUUUGUUUCUGUUUUUGAGGUGUGGUUUUGGCGAGGGUAUGGAGCACCCUGUACACAGAGGGGAGACAAUGCCCAUCGGACUACAUGACAGGUAUUGGAUAGUGUCUUACUUUCUUUUAUUUCAUCAGCCUAAAUGUGAGUAAUUGUCCUGAAUCAGCAACAUAAUCUCAUUUCAGCAGCUUUUUAUAUUUUCGAACAUAGUCAAUGGCUUUCUUUUAUCAAUAUGAGUAUUUCCAAACAAAUAGUAUAAAUAUAAACACAGCUGAGCUUUUGUAUUGUAAACAGUGCCUGUUUAUCAGCACUGAUAUUGGUCCUGACUGGGAAAUAGCUUCCACCUGGUGAAGGAGGUGUUAAUCAGGUAAUCCCAGAUAAGAUUAUUAGAAAGAAAGGCAGUAAUGCCCUGGUGCUCAAUGACCUGUCUUGAGAAUGUGUAAUAGUCUGUCUCUGCUUUCUUACAUAAACUCAAGACAGUGUUUAGAGAAUCAGUCUCUACAAUGUGCUGAGCAUUGAUCCCGCACAAGCAGGAGAUUAUCUAUUUAAGACCCAUUCUUGCCCACUAGAAAUACUCAUUUGGUUUAGAGGAAAGGUGGUGUCAGAGUAUAAUGUAGGGAAAAAGAGACCUGCUACUGAUGAUAAUCGUGAUAUUGAAUUUAAUAUCAGUAAAACAUGUUCAACAGUUGGAAAAAACAUGAAUGAAAGGGGGAAAAAAGAAAUAUCCAGGUUAGCAGAAGAGAGUACUAAGUAUCUACUCUUUGUAAAAUCAUUACUGCCUUUUAAGAUAAGAUAAGAAGAACUUUAUUUAUUCCCGCUUACUCGCUGUGGAUUCUACAGGCACUGACCUUCUGUUUUCACAAACAUUUGAGUUUUGCACAAAGCAGCUGGCACUGUUUUCACAAGUGGUUCAUGCAUUUGUAUUCCAACAGGAAUCCUCCAUGUGAAGUUUGGUUCAGGGUUGGAGACCAUGUGUGAAAGGCAGUGACUUAAAAUAUAUGAACAUUUUCUGCUCGAUGUGUCAAAUUUGCACAUCUGAAAGGCUUUUUAUGUUGGCUGUCUGACUUUUAAUAUUUACCAGUAGCCACUCUAUGCUGUCACUAUAUACCUUUGCUGUUUUUGAAAGUCUGGAAUAGUUUUUUUUUUUUAACUGGGCCAAUUUGUAACCACGUCAGCCAGGGCUGAAAAUCUCUUUUGGCUGGACUUGAUUUUUGUUUUUAAGGUGCUCAGUCCACUCUGUUUGCUUUUAUGCUACAUCAGGUUACACUCUGCUACAUAUUUCUUUUACACCACUGCCCGUGACAAAUUUCCUCUUGGAUAUGAUGAAGUAUAUCAAAUGCAAUCUGAUGAAAAACAGGGAAGAAUCAUGCGCUUUAUCUUCCAACUUCCAACGCGAUAUCAGCAAUAUAUAACAGGACAGGAGAGUAGCAUUCACACAUCAAGAUUACUAUCAACACCACACAAAUCACACAAUGGCACUUGCUAUCUCUAGCCAGUUUGCUGCCGUUGACUUCCACUAUGAGCGAAAAUGACAGAUGAGGUGACGCAUUCGGCUGCAGACAAAUAUUAGUUUGUGAAGCCGCAGUGGGUCUGAGGGUGAGACAGUAAAGGGGAAAAAGUGCAGAUCCCUUAUCCAUGGCAUCAGUUAUCAACAACAAAUACUGAAACAACCUGUCGCUUACUUUAAUAAACGAAGAACAAUACAGCUAUUGGCGUUAUUUAGAAAUAGAUGUCUGAAUGGGGAGUGUGUAGUUUUGUAUGAAUUGCAGAACUGAGAGUAACAGGUGUAGAGCUGAGCCCUUAGGCUUUAACAGAAUGGACAGCAUGACUGCUGCCCUUGUAGUAUAGAAGCAAGGUCACUCUACCAUUUGCCAGUGUACGCUGUGGAUACUGGGAAAUGUGAUCACAAAAUUGUCAUGAGGAUGGAGCUCUUUGUGUGUUUGUGUGUAUAAUCUAGACUGCCUCGGGGAUUCAUAAACCAAAUCUGCUGUCUGGAAAGUUGUGAAGGAAAAAAAACAUGAUAUAAUCACAGUCAUAAAAAUAAUAAACAUAAUCAAAAUAAUAAUAAUUAAAAAAAAGUUAAUCUGCAUUAGCUGGUUUGUGAUUUUCUUGCUCGCACACUGUGUGAGGGGAGAAAUCCGUCAGUGCAGCCAUCAUGGUAUGGGUUGCAUCAUGGGGUUUGGAGAGGUCAGGUGUAUGUCAUAUGCAGAAAUAUCCCCCACAGACUGGCCUUUGUACACACAUGCAGCAUGUUUGAAAGUCCACAUAGGCACAAAUAAUCUGGACAAAUGGAGCUUUUUAAAUCCAACAGGACAGACUGCAAAGAGCUGCGUCCACAUCAGGUUGUUAGGUUUGGAAAGUCUGUUUUAAAUAUACUGUCCGUUACAUGUGCUUCAACAUGCUGACCGUGUCAACACUUGGCAAAGACAGAGUCUUGUGGCCAAGUUGUUCGGCUCUUUAGUACCAUUUACAGCUUGACUUCUACCUCACAUGACCUUGCAUAUUUUAUAGAAUUAUGAAUCACAUCAGAGGCUGCUGUUUCCUAAUCUCCGGCACAAUAAUCCAACAAAUCUAAUUGAUUUGAUUAAAGCGGGGUGAGACCCAAGGCACGACAGCUUCUGUUUUCAGUGAGAUAUGAUUUUUUUUUUUGGUUACCACAUGAUUUUCAGCUCUUUAAUCUCAGUUAUUACAACCAGUUUGAAAUAAUAUGAGAAAUAAGGGGCAACUUGAUGCUUCUAUGGUUGAGACACCUGUGUCUUUAUCCUUAAGAGGUCAAAUAGUCUGAACAACUUCCUGUCCUCCUCAGACCUGUCCACCACCACAUUUGCAGGGGCUGUGUUUGACAGUUUCUGUGCUCAGAGAAACCAGCAGUCUGAUAUUUACAGCCUUCACCCUGUGAUUUGCCAGCUUUGUGGGGGUGGGAAAGUAUGCAGGCUUUGAAGUUUUUCACUCAAGCUUUGUAUAUUCUUUUUUGUUCGAUUUAUCGGCUGAGUUUAACUCUGUAAAUUCUUUUGCCCACCAGUAUGGCCUUGCAACAUUUUGAAUGAAAUCUUCCUCACUGAACCCUCAACAUAGCCUUUGUUGGGUAUCAUUCACCCUCUAUCUAGACUUCUGCCAGUGUCAGUGGAGUGGUCACUGAUCUCUAACACUGUUUUUAAUUCGAUCAAACACCUUUUAAGACACUUAACUGUCGCUUUGUACUCAGUUUGAUUAAACUCUGUAAAACCAUGAAAAUAAACAUCCAUAUGUUGUGUCUGUCAGCUGUCUGAGAUAUUUUGGUGAAGACAUGACUGCUUUUCACAAAAAAUAGCACAGCAGUGAGGAGAGCAAGAUAAUUCAAGGAAGACUCUAAUUCUGAACUUUAAUUUUUAUAUAAAAUAUAUCGGUACUUUUGGAUUGUUUUUUGUUUACUUGUGGACACUGGAAAGUCUGGCUUGUUGUUGGUGUGUUGGAUAGCAGAGCACAUAGACCAGGAAUGGGCAACCAUGUGCCAUGGAGGGCCGAGAGGCUGCAGAUUUUUUUUCCAACCCAAAACUCCACCAGGUGAUUUCACUGAUUACCUUACCACCAAGCAGAGAGCAGGGACUAAUCAGUGAAAACACCUGGUGGAGUUUUGGGUCGGAAAGAAAACCUGCAGCCUCUCGGCUUUCCAUGGCACAUGGUUGCCCACCCCUGACAUAGACAAAUAUAGACGCUGCAUUGACCAGCUGAAUCACAUAUAACAAUGUCACCUUAUUAGUAGUGGUAUCCUGGAGAGAUGUACGUACCAAGCAGCAACCUCCAGUCUUGAGAAAUGAAGUCAGUGCAGGAGUGCUAAACUUGCAUUUCAACAAGUGCAGGUUUUACUGGAAACCACAUACACACUAAGCUACAAAAGUCUGUUUUUGGAGCAAAAAUAAACCCAUUUAUAGCCUGGUUCAAAACAUGGUUUCAGUGUGUAUAGCUCAAAGCUCCCACAGCAGAUUUUUGGGAACCAUUAGACGUCAUUGUAUAUAUUGUCUACUAUUUUCUGCCCUGGAGUAGAUCAAAAGCUGUUUCACUGCCAGUUCAAAGACAGUCAUCAUCACUGCUACUUAUAUGAACAUCAAUAAUUGAAAAUAAAAAUCAACUGAAUCUUACUGUUAGUGCUUUUUAUUCACAGAACUCACAGUUUUGACGUCUGAAUUGUAUUUGUUUACACAGCAGACCUGCUACAGCCAACAUGGCAGACAAGCUGACCUAUAACAACAGUGAGCUAACACAGACCAUGCAGCUUCUGUGUGUCCAUGGCCUACCUUUGCAGCUGAAUCUUUGGCCUAGUUCACAAUCAGAUUCCUACUUCAGCACAGUAAUGAAAUUCUGCCGUCACUACUACGCCUUUUUUGUUACUGAACUCCUCAACAUCUUAAUAAUGCCUCCCCAGUGUGUGAUUUUGCACAGUGAUGCAGUGUUUUAAAAGCUCAAAAGCUGUAUUGUGAAAGAAACAAGAACUUUUCACACUGGCAGAUCAAGGCACACCAUUGACGUCUCACCUUUAUGCGUAAUGGCGGGGCCAAAUUGUCUGACUGCUGUGCGGGCAUCUAAGGUAUUAAUACAGGCGUCACAUGGCAAGUCUGGAUCACUGUGAACCUGCAGAGAUUGCAGGGGGGGGCAGUGCUUUGUGUGUGUGCACGUCUUGAGUGUGCGUAUGUGACACUCUUGCUGUGAAUCUAAACUGGUAUUUCCGCAGCACCAUAUUAACAUGCUGUAAAAUCACACAUUGAAACACCAAUAUCGCGCUGUUGCAAGAUCAGUACUGAAGUGCAUAGGUGUGAUGACUUGUGCAUAGGGGAGCUUGUUGCAGAACUUGAAAAUAAAAAAGACAGCAAGGAAACACUUUGCUCGCACACAAACUUUAUUCUUUAUUCUGUCCUGUCGGCUCUAUUGUUUAUAUGAACCCUGGUUUGCCUCUCUUAUACAUCCAGUGCUGGCUCUACCGUUACACCUCCAUAACAUUUACAUAAAUGUCAAGCUGUCAUAGUCCUGCCUUGAGCAGGCGAUGUAUAAAGGACCUUUAAGUGUUGCUUGGUAAACAUUUUCAGUGAUAACUCCUGGUUGGCGAGUUUGACAUGUUGUCAACUGUUUAUUGUCAGUUCAAAUGCUGUCGGCCCUACAGUUUAAUUAUAGCACAAUAAUGAUAAAUCAAAACAUGAUUUAAUGAGUACCAGGCUCCCACAGGCACAUUUCCCAAAUCAAAACACAGUGUACUUUGUCUUGACAACAGGCAGUCUAGUUUUGGGGAUUGUACAACUUCCAACAGUGAAGUUUUUGAAAAUAGUAAUGGUACUUUGGAGCAGUAUGUGUAGUCUUCUUCAUCAAAAUUAAAUGUGUUCCUUCACACUUAAUGCUUUUUAUUGAGUGGACUCGGGCUAACUGUGUCUGACUGCCCUCAUUCUGCCCUUUAUUUUUAGCUGUCAUAAAUAAUAAGUACAAAGUUGUUUUCAGAAGUGAUAGAGCCAAUGUAUCUAUCUUAAUUUUCAUGAUCAUCUUAAAAUUUUCCUUUGAGUCAAGUCUGAAGUGCUCAUAUCUCUCAAACCGGAUGUAAAGUUACUGAGCAUAUGGAAAAACUGAGAAUCACUGAAUAGUUAAAACAUCUUGUCUUGACAGUUAUCUUGUUUAGUUCUUAAAAAUUACUGCAGACUUGAAUCCUACAUUGACCUCCACUAAGAUUAUCUUGAACCCUCGGAUAUGGAAAGUGCUCUUAACUCUCCUCUGAGGAACCUUUGAGUCGUGUUAUUUUUGGCGCCCCCAGUGGACAAAGCAGUCUUCACUUAUCCUGUCAGGUAGAUGCUUGAGUUGUCAUAUAUGACAAAAAGUCUCAUCCCACUGAUUUUUGAUGGUCAAAGGUAGUAUUUAUUGUACAUAUUUUUUAAUGGAAACUGUAAAAAUGGCAAUUUCUUAAGCUGCAAGGCUGAGGCUUACACCUUUGCACAGAUUUAAGACAAGAAAAGUUAAUGUGUACAAAUUGCCAGUCUUGUCACUGACAGCUUUGGUUGAUUUUGUACAUCAUUAAAAGGCAUCAAGAUGAAUUUGAGUCUAUUCGAUACAUGUGCAAAAACUCUUCAUUGGAGCUUUAAUUCAAAGUAAUUUAAAUGUGUUUUAUAUAUAUAUUUUAUUUGUGAUAGUUUUUCCUCUCUGCCUUUAUCCCGUAUCUCUCUUAUGAGCCUUUUCACAGCAAGUCCAGAGCUGUAAUCACCACUUCUUUAACAAGGUGGCACUGUUGCUUAGCUACUGGGCUAAACACAAACCCUGAAAGGGUGAUGGGAAGGCUGGGCUUCCUCCCCCUCCUUCCACAAGACAACCUGAAUGCAGCAGGGCAAGUAGUUCUGUUGGAUGCAAUCUAUUGGCUUCUCAGCGCUGCCGCUAAAGUCACAACCCUGAUGGUAACCUGCACUGCCUCUGCCAGUGUAUUUCUGUAGCUGCUGCUGCUGCUGCCGCUGCCACUGCUGCUCUCCCUCCCCCUUAAAUGGUGUGGGCAGAGUGGGAUGGAAGACUGCAUUGGGAACCUUUUCAUGGAAAUGGUCUUUGCUGUUGGUGUUGCUGUAGCACCAUUCUGGUGACAACAACAUGCCGUUAAAAUGGAAAAGCGGUUCUCCUGUCAGCUGGAAAUUCCCAGUGCCAGUCCUUAAGACAUCCAGGUCCUCACCCCUUUCGCCUGCCUACAUGUGAGUAAGACUUGAAUACCAUUCAGAUAUUUCUUUGUGGUUAUGCAUAUGGAGAUGGAUAGGUUUGCUCGUCAGUUUUGGAUAAUUACUAUUUUUUUUAUGAUUAUGUUGUACUUAUUUUUUUCUUGAAAUCCUAAUUAGAACUCGAUUUGAGGGUUGUAAUGUGUCAAGAGAUUUACCUUGUCCAGCAUGCAUUUCAUGGUUCGCUGGCAGAAUGCUCUGCUCUCAGGCAGAAGGACUCAUUUUGCCGCUAGUCUGGCCGUGGCAAGCAGCACAUCCCCGACUCCUGCCCUCUCCCUGUGGCUAUGUUUAUUUGGGAACAGGGACUCAGCAGCUUGGGAGGAGCCUGCCUUUGUCAGGAUGUCUGGCGUGCCCUGGUUUAGAAGCUAUUGUCAUCUGCUACUGUUCAGGAGGGGGGGAGGGUAGCAUGGAAGUGCUUUUCACAGCCUCUCGACAUCCUCCCUCUUUAGCCCCUUUCUCCUGAGCUCCCCUAGAAUGGAAAAGUGCCGGGUGUGACUUUUGGACAGCGACAUGACCUACAGAAAGCCAGAACCAAAAUCUUGACCUCCCCCCACCGCUACCACCACACACACACACACACACACACACACACACACACACACACACACACACACACACACACACACACACAUACAAUCAUACAUACACACAGUUUUCUUGGUAGCUUGCGCACAGGUAAUUUCAUUUGCUGAAAAGCUUUUAUUUUUUAAUAACAGAUGCACAUACUCUCGAGUAAUCAUGAUUUUAUAAUGACUAUGAGCUUAAGAGCUCAAUUUUUGUAGGUUUUACUAGUUUAUUUUGAACAUCACAGCGAGAUAAAUCUACGCUCUAAUACCGCUGCUUUCGCGUAUUUCCUUUGACCUGUAAACUGGAGAACAGGUCCAUCCUAACAUAUUCUAAAUUUACAAAUCUGUUUGUACAUUGAUCCAACAGUAUUACCAUCUAGGUAGCUCACAGAGAUCUAGACGAAAUGGUGUCACUAUGUAAGCUCAGCAAAAAGACAUGAUUUAUGCUUCAGGAUUGGCGCUAUUGACUAGAAAUCAUUAUUUUAAUCUCGAUUUAAUCAUGCUAAUUUGGCUAGACCUGCCUCCCCCACACACAGUCACACACACACACACACUCACAUACACACACUCACAGUCACACAAAAUCACACCUGGAAGCUGUCCAGUGCACCCUUAGUCUUAUCAGUUGGAUACAGAAGCUCCACUGGAGCAGUUUGGGGGUUAAGGGCUUACUCAAGGGCACCUUAAUAGCCUUACAGGAAAGCACUAGUUUCUCACUCCUCAACCCAGUUUUAUUCCUACAUCAGAAAAACACACAGCUAGUCAUUCAGUCACUCUUGUUUAAAUAAUGGAUUUUGAGUAUUCAAUAUUUAGGGUUGUAUAGGGUAUAGGGUAUAGAUAUAGGGUUUAAAUAUUCCAUUCUAAAGUCGGCCUGUAAAUACAUCAGCUGUGCACCGUAAUGAAAAUGCUGACUGAGUUUAUGGUGUUUCUGUAGAAGCACAGUAAAUGUUUGUAUUGUCCUAAAAACUCCAUUAGAAACACCUCAGAGAUGAUAUCUGCUGUAUGUUUUUAGAGUAAUCUCAGCUGUUUUCCUUCCCAGGAUCUUUCGUCUCAAUAAGUCAUCUUUUGUCGUAUCAUUCUGGCUUCGUGGAAUUUUAUUUCUCAACUCGAUUUUUUUUUUUUAAAGACAUCAUUCUGUCAGUGCAUGGUGUGACUCAACUCUUGUAUAUGAUCAUUAUAGUAAGUGCUGGCGUGUCUUCUUGUUAGUGCGUGAAUCAAGACUCACUGACUCUAUGCAUUGUUUAUACAGAGCUAUUUCUUUAUUUUACAAACAGUAUUGUUUAAAACAGAAAAGGGAACCAUCACACCAGCAUGUCUUUGUGUCAUUUUGAGCUGUGUUGCCUCUUCAAUGCCAGGACUUGAAUGCAGUGAGUGCUCUGAAGUGGCAGCAAACUGUGCUUGCGUGUCUCCAUUCGAGACUGUGUACACACACACACACACACACACACACUGGCAAGUAAAGUUUUUUCAAGCCUUGAGGUUCCACCUUACUCUGCCCAGUGUGGCUCUGCCCCACCUUACCACUUACUAUUUUGAAACGUGUAUAUUGUAAGCUGUGUUUUUGAGCUGGCUGAUAUUGGGCCCCCAAUUAUAGGUUACUGUGUGGUCAGGGAGAAGUCACUCUUUAUAGGCCCUUGGAGUGGUGCCUCUGUCUGUUUGACUUGGAGUCAUUUCUAACUUCGUAUGCUCCCAGACUAAUCUAUCUAUAUCCAGCCAAAACUCCAGAAUGAUAGAGGAUACAGGAAAAGGGUUUUACAAGGUAUCUGACAUAUGUGCUGAAUCAAUAAUUAAGACUAUUUUAGCACUUUAUUCUUCCCAGUUGUGAAACAGCACAAAUCUACUGAUGGACCGGUGAACUGUAUGUGGUGCAGAUUUCAUGCUAGCAGUCAGUGUGGUUCAGGGACUAAUCUUUAGCUCAGUACGUCACUGAGUUUAUCUUUAAAAUAAAUGCUACCCCUCAUCUCACAUUGGUUUAGUACUAAGCACUUAAUAUGUGUGACUGCUGUCUUUAGUAAUCACCUCUUGUAGGCGUCUCAGCGGGUCAGCGGCCUUAACUGCAGCAAAGAGUGUUCGAUUCCAGUCAGAAACCGCUUGCAAAUGUUGGAUGUCUUUCUCCUCUCCCCAUGUCCCUUGUCUGUCUACAGCUGUGUGCUGCUCCCCCCCCCCCUGCUUUUACUGAUUUUAUAUUUUGUGUUUUGAAAGAAAAAAACACGGUAUAAAACUUCCUCUCAUAGCAAGCCGGCUGCUUUAGACUUUACACAAAACCACAAGGUCUUGAAAAAUGUCUCCAGUGCUGUGGAUAAAGUGAGACUGUAUUUGAAGUCAGUGUGACCAGAUUGGGCUCAGUACAGAUUGUACAGCUAUAAGUAAAACGAAAGCUUUGAAAGUCACAGAUUUCUGCAAAUGUUGGAUGCUUCACAUCUCAUGUGGCUGUCAAAUCCUUCUGCCUCUGCUGAGUGGCCCCCUGUGCUCCUGCUGUCACAUAGUUCUUGCAAUCUCUGAAGGGGGAAAAAAAAAAAGAAAACCCUGUAUUAGUUUACAUCAAGUUCUGUGAAAGCUCCUUCUUUAGCAACAUGAAUGAAUUUGUGUGAUGAGUGAAACAGCUCAUGUAUUUUCAAACAACAGAGUUCAGGGUUCAUUUGUCAGCUGUCAUCAAAUCUAAUAAGAUUUUAAGUUACUAUGACUUUGAACAUCAACUUUCAUUCACAAAGAAGUCAUUUUUCGUGGUUAAAGAUACAUAAAACAGUAGUAUCGCUCACCAGGGCCCCAGCAGAUAUUUCACAGUGUGAUUUGUGUUAAUUAGACUCGGUCAGGAGUGAUAUGCCAGCAGAGAUGUUAAAACUAUAAUACUGAAUCAUAAAGAAGUUACACAUGCUACACUUACUGUUCAUGUGUUUACAUGCAUUUUUUUUCAGGCCCAGUUUCAGUCGGGCUGUUGUAAUAAAGGUUUUUUUUUUUUUUUUUUAAGAGCGUUGAAACGUCCUCUGUGUGUCUUUCAGGGUUGUUGUCACACUAACAGAGCUGCUGUUAGUUUCUCCAUUUUGGUUGAAGGCAGAGAAUCAUCCAUUGUGCCCUAUCAGCUAAAACCGAAUAACUGAACUGAAACAGCAUAUAUUCUGUAAAAUUCUCCUUCUAUGUGUUUUUCAUUUUUUGAUUUUCUGAUUUCUCUUUUAGCUCCUGAGAUGGUAUUUUUGCUUGUCUUGAUGUACUGUAAUUUCUUGAAGCACUCCGAUCCAAACUAUAACAAAGUUUUGUAAGUUAUGCUAUAGCUAUUUUAGUAUUCACAGCACUGUCUGUAUUAUUGAUGUGAACAUCAUGAUCCAGGAAGUAUCUGUCAGGGCUGCCUGCUUGCUGUACCAAGAUUUUAUAGCCUGCUUAUUUAAUUUAAUGUAAAGACCAGUUCUACCGUUUAAUCUGAUGGUGCUAAAGACAGUAGUUUUAGAUUUCUGCAUCAAAAAUAAAGACUCAAGCUGUCAUGAAUUUUAUUUAAACUCUGUGUGACUUAAUAAUGCACCACCGCUCUCUCAAGGCAUCUUGCAUUCCGUCUGUUUUUAUGAAAACGGAAUUAUUUAAGGCUAGAUUAAUACUUACUGUCACAUUGAUGUAAAAUAACAUAUAAUCUGAACCAUAACACAUCCGUCUGGACUGUUGAGAAAGCAGAAGAUAUGAAAUUAUCCUCUUUGAGUUUGAUGGAAUUUAAAUAAGGCCACUAUCAUGCCACCUUUUUCAUAUCAGUAUAGGCGUAUUAUCUGGUGCGCACACACUUCAGCAUUCAGCCAAGACAUGUGCGUAGCUGUUGUGAAAAUAAAAUAAAAAACUUGAGUGAACUGUUGUGGAGCUUUUAAUUUACCCUGCCCUGCUAAAUGGACAUUUAGUUCUUGCUGACUUGUGGCCGUUUUGAACAAAAUGCAACGGCCACCCAGGGAUCAUUUAUUUUGUCUGAAAGGCCGGAGAAGAGGUAUGGGCAGGCUGGCAGGCAGUCUGGCUGGCAAAGCAUCAGGUUAGUUCAGUCAGGUGAAACUGUCAUGUCUUUGUGAGAUACACUCGCCCACUCAUACCUAAACAUCGGUCAACUGUACGGUGAUACUCCCCCAACUUCAUCAUCCAGUCGCCUGCAUUACGUCAGACCAAAACAAAACAAAACAGCUCCAUGCAUCGCAGGAUCUUGAUUGACCUCCCUCAAUGGGUGCAUCAAAUCAGAUUUAUUCUGCUCCUGUCCAGCUGUCAGAAGCAGUGCGGAAGAAGAACAGACAACUUCAGACUGCCAAAAAUAAGCGUGACUUGUAAAAUUAAUAAUAGCUUUGCUGGCCCUGAAGAAAUCUGCAGGGCAGCUGGACAAAUCCGAACAACCGUUGCAGUCAAGCCCUGAGAGAACACUAAUCCAAAGAAAUCUGUCACUGCAGGUUAAAAGACUCUACUGGAAAAACAAAUCUGGAUCCAGUCUGCCAGCUGAGGUUCCCAAAAGUCCAAUUUAAGUAGAUCAUUCUGAUGUCUGAUAUUUAACCUCUAUCAGUAGGUCAAGCUAACACCACUUUUACUCUUUAACAGUUAUGUCUUUAUAUUUUGCUGCUUCCUUUAAAGUUUUUCACACUUGUUUUAUCCUCAACUCACUUCCUCUACCUACAUAGCUGCUUGUUGUGAAUUCAGACAUCAUAGUCUCUCAUAGUGGGGACACAUCUCUCUACUUAAACCUCUCAUGAAUAUCUCCUGCUAUGUCUACAUAUGCUAAAUAAUUUCAAGUUCUUAACCUGCCACACAUCUCACUUUACUUUGUGGCUAUAUCUUUAACAAAAAAUGCAAAAUCUCUCACAAAUGAGUCUGUAGUUGUCCUUUUGGCUUACACAGACUCAGCUGGGUCGUGUUCCUGCUUACAGCAUCCUUCAGGUUGAUUAAGCAUUUGGUGCAUGUUGACAGAUUGUCUGCUCCACCCACACGCAAACACUUUGUGAGGCGUGUUUGGCUUAACUUGUGUUCGCUUGUGGUGAGCAUUGAAACUGUUCUCUUUUUUUAAAAAAAUCCAAUUUUAAGUACUCAUUUAUUCCUCCUGCCUGAUUUAAUGAAAACCUUGACCUUAAAGUGCUCUUUGAUUAUCAAAUGUAAUUACAGACUCAUUAUGGCGUGCACAUUGCUAAGAUUAUUCGCAGUGAUUGAAGCAAUUAUCCAGAAACUGUUGAUAGUUUAUUCUGGACAGAGUGAGGUACAAAUAGUUUGUAAACAUGAACAUACGUUUCAGCUGAAUGCGAGGAGACUAUUGCAGAUUGGAAACAGUGAGGCAACAUCAUCACGUCACACCGGAGCUGUGUUUAAACGUUUAAGUGUUGUUUCAUGUCGCUUGUGACUUUUCGUCGAUUUUCAUGGUACUUUAACCCCCUGUUAGCGCUGACAUAUUUAAAUGCUUUAGUCAUUUUAGAAACCUUUUUAAAAAUCAUGCUCCUCGUUCUUUGAUAAAUCCAAUUUCGAAUCUGAAUUUUUCCGCAUUUGGUUCCCAGCAUUUCAAAGAGUGACCUUCAAGCCUUUGAAUAGUACAUCACAGUUAUCCAUUCAUUUUGUUAAGCCCAGAGUAUUAAUUAGGGAAGUGCCAAUUUUCAUCUGAAAGGGCAGAGCACACAACAUUUGUAAGACACAUGGGCCACAGAUGUUUGAAACAGUCUGAAUAGUGAUGAUGCUUCCUUUCCACUGGAGCCUUAUGAAUGGAUGAAAAUGAAAGGGGUGCUUCUCAACUCAAUAGACCAUGCAUCGCUCAUUUUUAUAUUUUGGCACAUUGAGAAUAUCUGUAUUCAUUGUGGUGAAAAAAUUACCUUUUUUAUUGCAACCCUUCCACCAGACUCAGUUUUACAUUUCAGAGGCACCAAAGUCUGUUUGAUGGAAUCGAGACGGUAUGAGAGAUGAAUUUUAAGGCCCCCACAACUCUUGUCUUUACUGCUUUCCUGCCUCUCGCCAUGUGCAGUUGGAGAAAAUGAAAUGGAGCUGGGCCAAACUUUGUUGGGUGUGGGAAAAAAUUCUACCUGUGUUUCUCUCUGUAAAUUUUAUAUGUUGGAGAGAAAAAAAAAGGGACAGAGUGUCAAAGAAAUGAAAUUGCUUCAUCUUAAUGUGAAGAAUCUUUAUUGUUUUGGUAUCCAUAUAAAGUGAUACAAACACAAACAGUAAAACAGAUAAUAUCCAGACUUUGGUGAUAAAAAUAUAAUCAUAUUCAAAAUACAGGAUAUUGUGGAAUUUGCAGAUACACAGACAUUUUCUGCUCUGUUUCAAUCUGACAUUCAUAUAUUGAGCUACAACCUUUUACUGGUGUAGGAAAAACUUUCAGCAUUGUGACUGGUGAGUUGAGACAUUGGCCAAUCAUGGCUCAGCAGCAGAGGAACUUCACCCACCAUUCUGCCUCUAGACCUUUUACAUAGACCACAUAACAGAGGCAGAGCACUCUUGUCCUUUAUAGGCUGUGUAUAACUUCUGAAAUCCAUAGGAAGCGUGUGCACCCCAUCUUGGGAACCUUAGAGCAUGUUUGAAACAUUCUCAGUCUACAUAGAAUAAUGUAUUAACAACUAGUUAACAGACCUGCCUGCGGUACAUCUAGUGCUCAUUUGGAUAUGACUUUAGUGCUUUCAGCAUUGUGGUAUACUGCUAGGAGUCAGUGCAUGGUAUUUAUUUGGGACUUGACCAGUUGGUAAAUAUGCCGUCCUUGUGUUUGACUUGCAGUCCAGGUUAAUUUUCUUCAUUCAAUUGAGUGAACUGGGCCCAGGCUUCAUUGAAAUCAGCCCUGGCAUGAAUCUUGGGCAAAGCAGAGCAGGCAGACACUUAUGGCUUGGAGCUGAGAUGCACCACAACACUCGGUGGAAACACAAGCUUUGGUGUGAGCUUGGUAAUGAGCGAAAGCAACGCAAAUGCCUCUCAGGGAAAUUAGACAUAAGAGGCUGCUGAUGGCCUAGCUGGUCACUCUGCUUGUCAAGUCACUAUUGCAGAGAUUUUUAAAAGUACGGCAUGUUUUGAGUGAGGGCUAACCUCUGAUAUUAACUGCUGAAGCCAUAGAAAAACUGCCGUUCUUCAAGGGUCCACUGUAGGUCAGCUCAAAAAGCCAAAGCAACUAUACUAACAUCUGUACAAAAAUGCCCUUUUUUCAGCUGAAUAAUAAAUAUUUGCAGUCUGGUUCACAGCUCCACCUCUUUGCUUCUUGCUUGUUCAACUAAAAAUUAGGUUUCAGCAUUUUGAAUAUGGAAACCACCUUUUGUCGAGCUUCAAAAACGAUGGGUGACAUCACUCAGUGUGUUUACAUGCACAGCUUAAUCUGACUAAGCUUAUGUUAUUUUUUUUGCCAAAUCAGACUUUUCUCCAUGUCCAUGUAUACAUGAUGCAGCUGAGAAAAUUAAAUUAUUGACGUGAAUGUGUCCUCCUCCCCAAAACAAGGGGGCGAUUUGGGUCUUUUCAGUGACCCCAUACAACCGCCAACAACAACAGCAGGUCCGUGCCAGACGUCAGAAGUGGCUACAACUGCUGCUGAGCCUUUUUAAGCAAGAAGAUGGAGCAUCGUACUGCGGUUUUUGUCGUACAUGAUGCAUUCUACUCCUCUUCUCUGGUGUUUUUGUUACGGGGGGCGUGGCACACGCGCAUGUCCAUUGUCCGAUCAUACUCCGACUACACUGAUUACAUGAUAGAGAAAAUCAAAUUCCAAUGUCUGUCUUAAUCAGAGUUCUCCAACUCCAAUCCGAGAUCUCAAACUCAGAUUAUAGUCAGACUAAGGUGUUCACAUGCACUUCAGUAAUCCGGUCUUAAUCAGAGUAAGGCAAUAAUUCUGUUUUCUCAAGUGUCAUGUAAACGCACUAAGACUAAAACCAUGUUUAUUCCAGACCAUAGUAUUAAGAGCCAAUCAAUUUGGAGACAGUCUGGUGACAUUCAAUAAUGCAGGAGUUUUUCAUUUGUAUUUUUGUUAAGACCAGAGCAAUAUUCAAAAACCAAAUCAGGAGAAUAAAAAGGUAGAAUAUGUUACAUAACAUCUGAAGUAAUUUCUUUGAUAAGAACUUCACAAUGGCAUUGUUUUAUAUCCAAAUUUUAACUUCCAGUUCAUCACUGGGGACUAUUUUUGAUGAUUAAAACGCUUUAUCAUGGAGUGCCUGAUUCAAAAAUAAGAAAACAGAUAACACAGAAUUGAUUAAUAAAGAAGACAGCAUCUGUUAAACGGCUUAAACCAGACUUCAAAGGGCUCCAAAUAGGCGAUUUAGUGAUAAGUGAGCAACAGUUUUUCAAUGAUAUUCACUGGCAACUUCAACCAUAUUAAAAUCAGAUGAGACUGUGCUUAUAAACUUAUUAGCUAAUAGAUUUUCACUAAAGCUGCUGCUGCUGCUGCUAUGGAGCAGUGUGGUUGUCAUAGUAUUGUUGCCAUAGUGAUGUGAAAGUCACAUUCUUCCUUUGAAAAGUCAAUUUACCUAUGCAGUUUUAUUUUCUGACAGCAGAAUGAGGCAGAGGGUCAUUGCAUCAUGAAGUUAUCUCUGUUUUCUACAUUUCUGCGAGUGGUGCUUCUGCAGUAGCUUUUUAAAGACGUCUUUUUCUCAGGAGUAGAAACUGUUUGACAUGAAGCCUUAUUGCAUUGCUGCGCUCAGUGAUUGAGAACACUCCUCUGUCAUUUUUCUCUGAGCCAGGACAAACAGGGAGUUCCCUCCUGACUCCACUCCCAUCACUCCAGAUGGAAGUGGAGUCCGUUUUUUUUUUUUUUUCUCCAAGCACCUGGUCACCCAUUCUCCUGCCUUUUCUAUUUUUUUUCGUGUGUGCGUGGUUCGAAUUCUGCUGCUGGAGUGCUUCAAGAGCUUCAGUCAGACCGUAGGAGUCUUUGAUCUUUUUGUCAAUGGGGCAGAGGUAUUCUUUUUCUUCAAAUAUAAAAUGUUGAUGCUGCUCUUUUUUUUUUUUUUUUUUUUUUUUUUUUUUUUGCCUUUCUGCCAAUUUCACCGCCACCUCAUUGUCUGUCUUUUCUGCUCUCGGGCUCUUCCUGUGUUCAUGUUUAAACAGUGUCACAUAAGUCUACCGUAGCUGUUAGCGACGACAAAAUGUGAUGAAACUUUUAAAUGACCACGUAAGGCCGUUUGCACAAAAAUGGGCUGUAAUCAGUUUUUCAUUUGUGCUGCUCACUCGUGGCGUUUUCCUAAAGUUCGCUUUUCCUGUCUCGUGAAUAAGCGUUUGUUGAAAGCAGAGGCCAGGAACAGACGUGUAACCCUGUAUUACUCCAGUACUGAUUCAUCAUGCUUAGUAAUUUUGUAAUUAUCUUGCGGGGUGUGUGAAAUAGACACUAAAAGACGCUGAAAUUCCCCUUUGACACAGCUGCAGACUUCUUUUACAGUGUAUUUCACCUCUCAACUUCUUAGGUAUUUGCUCCAGAUACCACGGCACGAGUCCUUCAGAUGUUCAGAACCUAAAAACGAUGAGAUUAUUCAAGUUUCCACCAAUGCAUGGCUAAGCAUGACGACGCAGCAAAGCUAUACACUCAUUAAUCUUUUAAGACCCUUCCUCUGUCAUCCCGGGGAAGAAGCCAAGUUGACUUUAGCUUCCUGAACUGUCACUGGUAGAAGGAUGUUUUUAAGCUUUCCAGUGACAUGAAGGGACUGCAAAGACUGCCACACUUGUUUCUUUUAUCUCUAAUACUUCGUUUUCAAUCUUUCAGUUCCUCUCCCCACUUCUUAAGAUUUCCUCAAACCGUUUCUUUUCCUAACCUCUGCCUGUUCGAAAACAAAAUACGCACUCAAAAUCCAAGAUAUGAUGUUACACCCAUAGAUCAAUUAUAGAUCUCUGGGUUAGUGAGAUUAUAGGCUUUUAUUAUUAUCUAAAAUUGAUCACCUGAAACUUUACUUGUGGUCUGUGUUGUUGUUGAAACUGUUACAAACUGAAACAAAGAUAAAUUGGGAGUAAAUUUGCAGUAUUCCCUGUUAGAGAGAAGUAGUUUCUCCUGAAUGUGUUUAUAAAAGUGAGCAGCAAUAAUGCUGGGGAGUCACACUAUCAUUCAAAUCUUUUUUUCAUCCAGACUGAAACAUGGAAACAUCAUUUUAACCAAAUAUGUAUGAAGGAAAAACUGCAUUUAAAACUGCUGCAGCCCUGAAAUAAACUCAUAAUUGGUGUCAUUUAGAGGCGUAUAACAGGCUAUUAGUUAGUGAGAUUUUCUCUGAUGUUCAAUGACAGGUUUUUGCAUCAGUCAGGACUGAGCUGCACUCGAGCUUUAGUCAUAAUUAUCUUCAAACACGAUGCCAUGGGGGCAGCCGGAGAUGUAGUCUCUCUGCUCUCUCUGCUCUCUUUACGAGGAGCACAACUUGUAUGUGGGAUGCUGUAGCUGUUGUCUUCUUUGUUUCAUCCCGGCAGCCACCAACACUCCUUUGUGGUUUGGACAACCCACUCUCUCCUCGCUGCCUGUCCGACUUACCACCUGACGGGGUAAACCUACCAGUACAUUGCCUGUGCUGUGUGUGUCAGUGUUUUUGUGACCACCGUUAAAGUCAUGUUAGCUACUCAACAUUCAGUGAUGGUGUUUACAAACUCCUCUAAGACUCAGUCCAUGACCAUCUCUGUAAAACGUACCAGUUCUGUCCUCCCAUCAUCUUUCUCAAAGUAUGUUGUUGGAGCAUGUGUAGCUCAGACCAUAGUGUAGAUUUUCAUACCUCUUGUUGCAGAAACCUCCAUUUUUUGUGCUCAUUGCUGUUUUUAUCUGUUUCGUAGUUGUUGUCCAGCAUGUGAAAUGACAGCUAGAUUGCUGCUGACCUUCUCUCAAUGUUUUAUUCACAAUGUCUUCCUGAAUAUCUUUGGCAAAGUUACAGUCGUCAAGUAAAUUUGCUGUUGACUCUUAAGCCCUUUUCACACAUUUAUUUGGACUUUCAGGACAUCCAUGGUAUUUCCAGGAACUGCUUUCCAAACAUUCAGGGGAUUGUCCCUGUCAGGCUCUCACUUGAAAUACUCUGUUUGGUUUAUAGGUGGUGGUGAGGGGAGGGAGAGGUUGACUAUCAUAUAGGUGACUGUUUUUGUGUUUUGUGUAGAGCAGUGGUUCUCAACUGGUCUCACUCUGGGACCCACAUUUUCCCAUGGUCCACUUUUAUAGAAUUCAAACCAAGUAAAUUUAUGUUUUAUCAAAAAAAAAGAAGACCUUAAAGACUCUAAUCUUCAACAUAAAUCCACUUGUUUUAUUGAGUAAAGUGCAUUUCAGAGCACAUGAAGGGGACAACAUGAGGACGACAACUACUGAAGUUGCAUACAGAAAAUAUCAAAUAUCUAAUAAAAAUCGCAUUAAAUAUUUACUUUUUUGACCAGCUGUUUGUGACCCAUCCAGAAUGUGUCCGUGACCCACUUUUGGGUUGGCACCCACCAGUUGAGAACCACUGGUGACUGUCCCCAUCACUCUACUUCCAGGCUCAUAGUUAACGUCCCUGACUCUUUUAACUGGUUCUUUACAUUCACUCACCCUGACUUUACGUGGACAUUUUGCUCAGGGGAAAAGUCAGGGUGAAUAGAUUCAGCUGUUCGUGUUCACACAUGCCGCCCACUCAUAUAAAGUCAUGAAAUUUUCAGCAGUGAGAUGAAGGUGUGAAAGGGGCUUGAGUUGGCCGGUGUCUUAAUUGUGGGUUCAACUCCAAAGAUGUAGGCCAAAGAGAAGUGACUGUGACCCCAGCUUUACUUUGAGGUUCUGAGCAUCAGAGUGAAGCAAUUUUUUUCAUCCCAUAAUUCAGUAGAUGAAAUGAUCUUCAUCUUUCAAUCAGAAUAAACUUGCUUUGGUGGCAUUAUUGGGUCCAGGAUGUGACUGGGGUUUACACAGUGUGGAUGUUUUCUUACAUAUUGACCUCAGAAUGAUAGAAGAAAACUCUUAACUUAAAACUUUGCGACCUGUUUUUUCUUCUUUUUGGACUUAAAGUUUUGCUUUUAUAGUAAAAGUAGAGAAUAAGGUAAAAUCCACUCUCAUGUGGAGACAUUAAGUAAAGCUUUGUUUAUGGUAGAAGGCUGAAUUGGACAUUUGUUUUUUUUCUAGUUCCCAGGUUCCCCUCGAUUGCUGUCGUUAAUCUCAUGGCUGAAUGAGAGGGGCCAGCACUAUGGUAGAAAUAACAUAUAAAUCCAGUUGCAGAUUAUUGAUUUCGCCAUAAAGUAACCUUGUUCUGAACCUUUAUGGCCAAGUAUCUCUGCGCUGUGUCCUGAUGUAACGACACCAGUUUAACAUCAGAUCUCUUCUCUCCAUUAGGAAAUGAAAAACAUAUCUGGCUUCCCAUCUUUCUCUCAGUAUCAUAUUUAUAACUAGAUACUGAUCAUCUGUGCUGCGAUCAUCAGAUUAAUCUGAGAUUACUCCCAAUGUUAGUCUAAUCCAACAUGUACCAUGUUAUCUAUACAUGAUUGCAAAAGCUGAGCAGUGUUUAUGUAACAGAGGAACAAACCAUUAUACCUGAUUACUCUUAAAUAGGCAUGCGUUGAAAAGGAUUAAUGUUUUGUAAUGUUAGAUUAAGAUUCCUUACUAUUAAAGACCCAGUUUACUACAUCAAUAAGUUCAUUUAGAUAGUCUCUGAGAAGUAACAUCACAUGUGCACAAAUUUACACUUGUUUUUUUAUUUUAUUGUUGCCGUUGUGACGAAUCAGGAAAGGAAAAGAGUUUUUUUAAUUGGUGUAUUUUAUGUUUCUAAUGUCCCAUUAUCGUCCAAAUCUGACAUUUUCAUGAACAAGUGCAUCUCAUAUGUAAAUGGAUGAGCUUCAGAUUGUUGAUUGGCAACUUUUAAAGCCAAAAAGCCCCUAAAAAGCGAUGUUUUAUUCAGAAAUACUGAACAAAGUCCUGGCAAAACUCAAGGGACAUUCAUUUACAAAUGAUACAACCACUCUGCUAACCACAAAAAAAAAUCAAAUGUUCAUCCACACAAGGACUUAGAGUUGCCUAAUUAUAUAAGUAGUCCAACCAAAAACCAUUAGUCUCUCAGAUCUGACAAGCCCUGCUUGCUCACGGGCCUGUUUGAAGACAUAAAUUUACUGCUGUGCUGAGCUCGACAUUUUUGCAAAAGAAUAUUUUAUCAAAACCAGGCCAGUUUUCAUCUGAAAGUGACUGGCUUUCAAGUCGCUUUCGUUGACUACGCUGUCAUCUCUGUAGAUUGCAUGUAAAAGCAGCUGUACUGCUUUAAGCUGUCGUUUUAAUCAGUGGUUGAAAUAAAUUUUUGUAAAAGCUGUUGUUUUUUUUAAGCCCUACUGUCUGAGUAUCUCCUGUCUCCAAAAACAACCAAGUAAAGGCACUUUUUUUAAUCAGUCACACUUCCUUUCUUUCGACUUGACUUGAAGUUCAUUGUCUUACUUUAAAUAUACCAGCCUACCUUUUUCAAGAGCUGCUGCUGCUGUUUGUGAAGAUGGGAUGUUUCCAUAUCUUUUGUUUGAUAAUUACACUCUCUUUACCAAGGCCAGUUCCUUUACAGACAUCAAUCUCACUCCUUUUAGACGGGAGCAAAGCAGGGAAUUCAACUCUGUUUGCUUAUGAUCUAACACUUUGGAGACAAGUUAUCUUUUUCUUUUUUUGAUAGCAGAUGACUAAUGUGCCGCUGAUUUUGUUGAAUCACAGACUGUUGUUUUUUUUUUUUUAAAACCCAAAUGAGCUUCAUUCUCUAAUGUCAGCAUUGUCAGCACGAAACGUACCAACAUCCCCGGAGUAUUUCCCCGGGGGCCCUGAGUCACACUUGACAUCUUUUCACGUUCACUCUCUGUGGAGCAGUUAAGGACUUAGCAUUACAUUUUAGGAAGACUGUCCUAGAGCACCGAAACAUCACAGGGAUUGGUAGAUAUGAGGAAAAACAGUAAUAUCAUGUUCCCACAGAGCAGAUUGUUUCCUGAGGCUUUGAAAGACUCAUCAGAGUUUCUUUUAAAAUGUAAGAUCCCUUGAUUAUAAAUCAAGUACACAUUUUGGGCCAAAACCUUUUAUAAAAUUGAGUCCCCAUUGAAAAUAUUUAGUCUCCUCAGUGGUUUGACUUUUUAUAGUUUGUAUUUUGACUGAAAUGAACAUUGUUUUAUUGGCUUUGUUCAUGGUUUACCGGGUGAAUCAGAACAACACUGAGUGGAAUCAGCUGUACCUGUGUUGAAAGUCAGCAGACGCUGAAUCAGGAUUGAUUUAAAAAAAAAAAAAAAAAGUAGGAAUGGUCUCUUAAUAUUUCCUGGAGCUAUGUUUAGGUGGCUCAUAGAAUCCACACCCAGCAGAGUCCUCCUGCCUGGUCCAAAGCAGUCUGUCCAAUUGUCAUUUUAGGCUCCCGGUUUGUGUAAGAGCACUUUGACUGAAUAGCAAAAGAUCUGCUGUAGUUUCUGAGCCACAGCUCCUCAUGUGGGAUUUAUAGAGUGGCACCAAACUGAAGGUGAAGGUCUCACUAAGAUACUGUGACUCAUUCUUCGGGUACAAUGAUCAUCCACACAAAACUUUUGUGGAAAUUUUGGAUUUAUUUUUGACCUCACAGUGGCACAAGACUAAGGAUCAGGAGGCCACAAAUGUCAUAGGAAGUGACCUUCUUUAGACAAACAUGAGAAACCAUGCAAGAUUUUAAGACAUUUGUGGAUUUAUCUUGCUUCAGACUUUAUUAACCAUAAUUCAACAGCCUGAUUCACAAUACCAGGUUCAUCAUGUGCGGAUAAGAGUCUCAUUCUUUGUGACUUUGUGGAUGUAAACAAACUUUUACAAGCAUCUAUAUCAAUCUAUGCAAUGUGCCUUUUUUAGGGAUAUACAACAGGAGAGGUGGUCCGUAUUUGAAGGCUUCCCCCUCUCAAUAUUUCACCUGCUAAAGGCUUUCAGACCCUCAGCUUUUGGGUGUUGAUUCGUCCAACAGCUCAGCUACCACCAACCCAUUUGUCCUCAAACAGGGUCACUCUGGGACCUUCUCUGUCCUAUUUUCUGUGAACUAAAAUUAGAUAGAGGCACUUGUUUCUGCUACCUUUCAUGAAGUAACAACCUUUUAUUUUUUUUCACUUUUCCAUAAUAGAUCCCUCGUGGAGGACGACGACGCUCACAUGAAAGUGGCUCUCGGCUAUGGUGAUAUGGGCAUCUCUGCUCACCUUCAGGCAUCAAAGACAGGAAACACUCGAUUUUUCACAAGCAACACACACAGCUCAGUCGUUCUGCAGGUGAGUGCACGAACAUGCAGCGUCUCGCAGACAAGUCAACUGUGGGUCAAACGUUGUAAUUUCCCCAGUUUGUGUUACCACUCCUUUUAGAGAUCUUGUGAAUAAUGUAGGCUUUGUAGCGCCAUCCUUAAAAUACUGCUGACUGCACACUUGUGAGACUUAUUCAGAUUCCUGACCAUCAUUUUUUUUAAUGAGAUAAGCUCUAUCUAAGUUAAUCUAUGGCUUCAACAAGACUACAAACUGGGAAAUUUGUCCUUAUUGAAUUUCUUUACAGUUUAAAAACCCUCAGCGCAGCAAAAAUCUCAACUAUGCCAAAGAGCCCACAGCAUGUAUUAUAGGGACACAGUUUAAUAGCUUAGAUAAUAUUCUGAUGAUUAACUUAAAGCACUUGGGAGAUGGUUUUCUGUGUAAUUUGAUAUGAAGAGUUAGCACAACAAGAACAUUCUGACACUCUGAUAACCAAGAUUGUAAUAAAAGUAAUAGAAUUACAUAAAGAUAAAUUAUUCUGGUGACAUACAUCUCCCCAGAAAUGUAUCUGAAGCAAUUACCAAAAAUGUUGAAGCACAUAUAGGAUGGUACUGAUGGAUAAAACAAGCUUUCACCUCGCAAAGAAGUGCAGGUCUGGAUGUUUGGACAGAUCCUGUAAUGUAUCAGCAGCUCAACUUGCCAAACUCAUUGUUGGCAUCCUGCUGCUACCAGAGCAAUGGUUGGCCUUCAUCACCAGCUUUUACUGCAAAUGAUGGCUGUUGGCUGCCUUUUUACACAUUAAUCUUAUGGUGUCUGAGCACAGUAAGGAGAUAUUAAUAUCAAUAUUUCAAGGCCAAACGAUCAGACUUGAUCACUCUGUUGACACAAUUGGUUAGUAGACAUAGGUUACGUUCACACUGCAGGUUAUGUGUUGUCAAACAAUGGUGACGUUUGUCGCAUAUUGAUGAUGUAAAGGUCGGAUGAAUGUGACCUGUGCGUCCACACUGCAGUCACAUCAGAUACAUAUCCGAUUUAUAUCCACAUACAAAAGAGGCCUGGGUCGGAUUUGAAAAAAUCAGAAUUGCACUGUUCACACUUACAUGAAAAAAUGAGAUAUGUGUCACAUAUGGUUAAAAAAUCGGAAUUGACCUGCAGUGUGAACAUAGCCUUAGUCAGGACAUGUGGAAUAGGGGUAGGAAUCACUAGUGGCCCCAUGAUACAAUAUUAUCAUGAUACUUUGGCCAUGAUUUGAUAUUAUUGUGAUUUUAAACAUUUUGCGAUACAGUGAGUAUUGCGAUGCCAUGUAUUGCGGUUUGUACAAUUUUUUUCAACUGCUUAGCUGAUUUAGUAUCCAUCUUUUCCUUAUGUUUGUCUUAUUUACGCAGUAUUUUAUUUUCAUGCAGCACUUCUCGCAAACCUCAAUCACCUCAAUCAGCUAUGUGAUCACCAAUGACAACUUGCUAAUGCUAAUGUGGAAGCAACCCACCAAGAAAGUGCCCACUGAUCUGAGUUCUUGUGACUUGUGAACACUGUGUCGUUUAAACUGUGGUGAAAACUGAGACCGACAUACAGGAUGGAUUCAGCUGAUCAAUUUGAGUGUAAAUAGCAAAAGGUAUCUUGGUUUUUAUGAAAUCAGGUGUGAGGAGAAGUGAAAGCAUUUCCUAAGAAUGUGGUGUGAGUACACAUUGUGGGCAUGUGGAUAGGAUUUCUUUGUCAUGAAGCACAUGCCUCCAUGCUGCACAAGACCCUACUUUGUUGCUUUGCCAAGCUGGGACAAUACACAGUCACUGCAGCUCUGAACAUGUAAUCCUUUGCCAGUUACAUGCAAGAUAAUCAAGGAAAAAAUGAGUCUUAGAGCUCUGCACAACAUUUGAGCUCGCGGCUGACAGGCCAUGACUAAACAGUAUCUCGAUCAAUCCAUAGGACCACAUUUAAGUGUGCGUUGUCUGCUUCAAAUUGAGAUGUAGUUGGCUGUGACAGGUGUGCUUGUGUCAUUGUCUUCCUGUAAGGUUCAGGUCACCUAAGCUUCAUCUGUAAUCUCUCACCUUUCCUCUCAGGGAUUUGACCAGCUGAGGAUAGAAGGUUUACUAUGUGACGUCACGCUGGUAGCCGGGGAUGGCGACGAAGCGUUCCCUGUUCAUCGUGCCAUGAUGGCCUCCUCUUCUGACUAUUUCAAAGCCAUGUUCACAGGUGGGUCUGAGAAAAAAAAAAAGCCUGAGAAAUCUCUUGGGUUUCGCUCUUGUCUUUUGUGUGGGAUGUUUUCCUAUUGCUUGACAUAUCAGUGAAUGCUCUUUAACUUUCUCCUUCUUGCACUGUCUUCUCCAAUAAAGCAUUUUACGUAUUCAUGAACAUUUCAAAGCUGAGCACAGCCACAGCCACAUCAGAGUCACUUUGUUUCCUUUCAUAUUACUUAAAUUGACCUUGUGCCCACACCAUCGCAGUAUUUCACUCUCUGCUCUUUAUGCAGAAGUGGAGGAACCUUGACAACAUGUAUUGAAAUACCUGCUGUGUGUGCCAUAGGAGAAGCUCAUACACCAUAGAAUGACCAUGAAUGCCGAAAAGGUUAAAUGGCCAGAAAGGCAAUGCAAGUUAAAAUGUUUCACUGAGGUUGUCAGUAAAAAGAUAUAUCACCCCUUUAAAUGUAUCACAUGCUCCUCUUGAGUAUUUUUGAAUAAAGAUGUAAUUCUUAAAUAAUAAAAGAUUUUAUUUGAGCAUAGGAACCCAAUUUUUAUUUAUUAAUCUACAACAUGUCGAGCAAUGAAAAGUGGGUUUUAUUUAAAAGUAGUUAGGUUUUCAUUUAUUGGCAGGAUUGGAAAGACGUCUGACUUUAGUAUCCCCAGUUAAGGUUGAAGAUGAAGGUCUUCCGAGGAGUAGUUGGUCUAAGUAGGUGUGAGGGGACAUUACUUAGUGACAGCAUUAGUGGAAGGAAAGCUGUCUGAGCAUAGAUGCUGAGCAGUGAGAUUCCCUGUAAGACUUUCAAUCCUUCCUUUGAUCGUCAGUCUUUUCACGCUCAAAACAAUUCUUACACUUUCGCACAUUUUGGAAAAUGCAUUUAAAUGUUGUAUUUUUGUUUGCAGCCUCAUUGAAUUUUUAAGCACUCAACUCCGUUCUUGAAGUUUUUAAAUCAUCAAAUAGUUGCGGCUCACCGACCCGUCACUUAAACAAGAUUAUGUAGGUGUUGAGCCACGUGUGAGCCUCUGCUUUCUCUCAUCCUGUGCCGUCUCCUGAUGCAGGUGGAAUGAAAGAACAGGAUUUAAUGUGCAUCAAGCUCCAUGGAGUAAACCGAAUAGGCCUGAAGAAGAUCAUUGAUUUUAUCUACACUGCAAAAUUAUCGCUCAACAUGGAGAAUCUGCAAGACACACUUGAGGCAGCCAGCUUCUUACAAAUCCUUCCAGUGCUGGACUUCUGCAAGGUUUUUCUUAUAUCUGGGGUAAGGAAGCCGAUAAACAAAUGCACCGUCUUUCACUGUUCAUAACUCUCACCCAGUCUUUAACAGCUGAGAUCUUUUCUUUUCCGCGCACAGCUGGCUGACACAAUUACAUAAAAACUACUUCAAAUGUGUUUUUAAAGUUAUUUUAUUUUAUUGUGUUUUGUAGUACUCCACAUUUCAGCUGUUUUGAAGUCCUGUGAGAGUGUUUCUGUGUGCGAGGGAAAGACUUUUGCGCUUAAUCAAGUAUAAAAUGACAAAGGAAUUAUAUUUUAAGAAUUUAAACAGGCUUUAUUUUUUGUCUUUUAAAUAAAGGGCAAAGUUGGAAUAUUAAAAAAUUGAAACAUUUCAAUAAUUGUUUGUACAAAACACAAAAAAAGAGAGAUAGAAAUAUUAGAUUUAAAAAAAAAAAAGGGUGUUUAAAUCUAACAGAUGACAAGUGAUCGUAUUCUUCAGUUUUAGGAGUAAUUUUUUUGUUUUCCGUUUAGUUAUUCAACUAACCUGAUAGUUCCUCUGUUGAAGCGCAAAAGAAUCAAAGUAAAUGAAACUUGGAUAGUUACAGUUUUUAGUUCUUAUUUAAAGCAGUAAAUCUUUUCUGAUGCUAAAUCACUGAUUUUCAAAUCAGACUAACUAGGUGAGUCUUCUUUGUUCAUGUUUGUAAGUUUAAUUUGUUUCGUGCCCUGAUGAGUUGUCAAUCUUAAGGUCAGCUGUCCAAAAUUCAGACUUUUGCUUCUUUUCUGCAGGUUUCUCUUGACAACUGUGUGGAGGUUGGACGCAUUGCUAACACAUAUAACCUCACAGAGGUGGACAAAUAUGUCAACAACUUCAUCCUGAAGAACUUCCCCUCGCUGCUGGGCACGGGAGAGUUUGUCAAACUUCCAUUUGAACGGCUGGCUUUUGUACUGUCCAGUAACAGUUUAAAACACUGCACUGAGUUAGACCUAUUCAAGGCUGCGUGCCGCUGGCUACGCUACGAAGACGGCCGUAUGGACUAUGCCCCUAAGCUCAUGAAGAACAUCCGCUUCCCCCUCAUGAACCCACAGGAGCUCAUCAAUUAUGUGCAGACAGUGGACUUUAUGCGCACAGACAACACCUGCGUCAACCUUCUCCUGGAAGCUAGCAAUUACCAAAUGAUGCCCUACAUGCAGCCAGUUAUGCAGUCAGAACGGACAGCCAUCCGCUCAGACAGCGCCCACCUGGUCACCCUGGGUGGUGUUCUGCGGCAGCAGUUAGUCGUAAGCAAAGAGCUGCGUCUCUUUGACGAGAAGGCUCACGAGUGGAAGGCGCUCGCACCCAUGGAUGCACCCCGCUACCAACAUGGCAUCGCAGUCAUCGGCAACUUCCUCUAUGUGGUGGGCGGCCAAAGCAACUACGACACCAAAGGCAAGACAGCAGUGGACACAGUGUUCCGAUACGACCCGCGCUACAACAAAUGGAUGCAGGUGGCAUGCCUUAAUGAGAAACGUACCUUCUUCCACCUCAGUGCACUCAAGGGACACCUCUACGCUGUGGGUGGAAGGAAUGCUGCCGGGGAGCUCGGUAAGUUUCUUUCCCCGUGUGUUUGUUUUUUUUUUCCGCUCUCCUUUUAAGCAACAACACAAACUGCUAAUUAAUACUGUAUGAGUUUCUACACUUCAAUAUGAAGGAGCAGGAGGAGAAAGAAAUGUGCUCCUUAAUAAGACUGCAGGGGUGCUGACUCUGGUAAUCACAAUUUGUGCCUACACAUCAUUUGCUGUUUCAACAUGUUGUCCUGAUAUUAUCUGUGUAAUUUAAUUAAAGGUAGAGAAUGAGUUUAUUUUCAUGAACACCUUUUACAGUCUAAUGCAAACUAAGGGAGAAGCUUUUUAACACAGACAAGAUCAUUUGAAUAACUACUUGUUGACAGUCUGAGUUUUCUAUUAUUUUUUUGAGGUUGCAUUAGAUUUAUGUUUUCAGGUUUCAUCAUGGGGCUGGGCGAUAAACUGAAAAUUUACUGAUACAGGAAUUUCUGACAAAAAUAAAUGAAUAAAUAAAAGUUAGUUUUGGAUCAGUGGUUCUUAAGUCCAGAAUCACACCUGAAUCAAAUGAUCAGCUCGUUAUCAAGCCAUUCCAGAGCUUGAUAAUGAGUUAAUCAUUCGUAUCAGGUGUGUUGGAGGCCAUAUCGCCCAGCCCUACGAUAUCAUCAUCGUGUUUUAUACUCACACUUAUAGGGUACUGCGGUUCAUCACAACAUAUUUGUUCAUCAAUAGAGUUGAACAGAUUAGAUUAGCUCUGUAACCUGAACCAUACUGGGCUGAAAAGAAGAGGAUGAAGUGGAAGGUUUCAUGCAGUUUGUUGAUGGAAUAUUGAUACUAGGUUUCAAAAUGGUUACAGUAGAUGGUUUUAUAAGGUAAACUUCACUCCAACCCUGAGGUAGAUACACCUCAGUGAAGACAUAUAUUUAAGGGGUGGGGUUUACACGGUUGGAAGAGCAGACAGAAGCCCCCAAAUUAUCUUUACAUACUGUGUCUGCAUAUGUUUUUAUGUUUUUAUCUGUUGAGGGUAGUUUCCUACUUGAUGCUGAAUUACCAAUCUGGAAUUUUUGCGCUCGUAAAUGUAAACCACAGAGAGGUGCCACCCAGUACUUAAGUCAGCUCUGUAAGCGCAGCACACAGAGAGAGGCCACAGUGUGAGCAGUCUCCUCUUCUGGGUUAUAAUUAGACCAAAGAACACGGCCCUGGUUCACUGCCUCUCUACACAACUCCCUUUUUCUGCUUUACGUUCCACUGCCCUUCCCCUGCAUGUGGCUAAGCCUUGAUGUUAUUCUGGAUGUGCCCAGCCUCUGCAUUAUGUUUGUUUACCCUCAGAAGGACAUAGGGGUGUGGUUUUUAUUGUUACAUUUGAAACGCAAGGAUUAAAAAAGACAAGCUUCACAACGUGAGGAUGGAUUUUUACCGGAAGACGCCCUAAUCUCUCCUGGAACACUGAGCAUUUAUUUUGCAAAGUGUAUUCGACUCUAUUCCCUCUUAAGGAUUGAAGAUUAACAUUAUGGUCAAUUUACCAACUGAUGUGAUUGAAAGACUUUUUUUUUUUUUUUUUUUUUUACACAUCAAACUCUUAUUUGUAGAUAAAAAUUUUAACGUUUUAAUGUCAAAGUAGUCUUCACAAUGUCGCCUUCAGCUUGAAUUUGCUCUUUUUUUAUUUCUGGGGACCACACCACAGAAGCAGAAAUGUACAGGUCAGCAAAGGUUGCACAGUUACUGCACUCUUUCUUUCUGUCUUUUAUUAUUAUUUUUUUUCUGGCCUGCAGCCUCUCACACAAAACAAUAUCUAUAGCAAAUAUGAAAACCUAGCAAACAGCAGAGAAACCUAGGGAAUGGGUUUUCCUCUGUCCUACCUUGUCUUCAGUCUGAGGUCAUUGCUACUAACCACAGCAUCUUUUGAUCCCAUUAUGAGGUCUUGUCCCUCAUGUUGCAAACCACCGCGAGGUCAGUGGGGUAUGCUAAACAGUAAUUAUUACCAGAUGUCACCAGCUGCAAGCUCAGCCCUUGGAGCAUUCAGUUUUUGCGAGCAACAUCCAGGGGAGAAAGUUGUGCUAAUUAAGAAGGUGACCUCACCUGGUGAUAGUAAAAAGAUAUUACAGCACAGUAUUAUUAUUAUUAUUAUUUAAUAUAGAAUUUUAAUGGUUGCACCUCUAAGUUGAGACAUCAGCUUCUGGUUUCUAAGUGAAAAAACAAAACAUUCAGAUACUUUUAUGUGCUCCAAUAAACAGUUUAUUUAGUGGAUUACAAAUUUUAACGUUUAUUUUUCUCCUUCUGACCCUGCUCUGCACUCCUGAAAUUUAACACUGCUCUUUUUGAGAUCUGCUCAGCGCUCAUCCGUCCUUUAGUAUUUCUUCUCCUCUUCUAUGUAGCAGCUGCAAGACACUCUGUCCCACUCAAGGACAUUCUGAUGAUAGUUGUCGGGCAAGCAAAGUAAAGUUUUCACCGUCUUCUCUCCCAUCUGAGAAUUCUCCGAGCUGGCCCUCUGGUGGCUCUCAUUCCUCUGUGGUCCUGCGCUUAAUGCAGUAUUUAAUCAUUUUCCAAGUCAUUGAUUAAACCAUUUAUUUAACCGAAGCCUUUAGAAAGUUCCCAAUCUUAUUCGGGGUGUUCAGCUGAGACCACUUUUUGUGUUUAAUCAGGGUUAAUCAGUCGGCUCACCAUUUUAUCCUUCAGCUUCGAACUGUGAAAACAAAAAUUCUUGUGCUUCAUCUCCAAUCCUGCGGGUGACAUUAAAAUAUACCGUCAUUUUGUUAUCCUUUCAUAUGCAGAUGAGACUGUCCUUAUCCCGCACCAUAACUAAUCCAUGGUUUUUACUGUUUGAUGAAAUUUUCACUCGUGCUCAACAAUAGGACUUAAACGUGUGGCAUACACUUUUCUUGUAAUCCUCAAUCAUAAGUAGAGAUGCACCAAUCCGUUUUUUUUUCAGAUCCAAUCGGAUACUGAUACCUGGGCUGAACGUAUCGGCUGAUAUCCGAUUACCGAUCUGAUAUUACUGUUAAGUGAAUGAGCUGUAUAUCUCGCUCUGUGAGUGAAGGCAUCAGUCUUGACAUUAGAUUUGUUAAAAAAAAGGUAACAUACUAACACAGAUAUACAUUUACUUGAUAUUAUUUAUUAACAAAUAACAAAUUGCACAUUAACACAGUAAAAAGAAGUAAAACUUCCAUGUAAACAUUUAAUGCAAAAGGAUAGACAGACAUAGAAUAUAGAGCGAUCAAAAUCACUGUUUCUGAAUGAAUUAAUUUAUUUAACUCACGACCAUAUUAAUACGAUAUGGAGCACAUACAUGCAAUGUACAUGUCAUAAUACAAUAUACAGUAUACAAUACAUAUAAAUAUAAAUACUCUUUUCCUUGACGGUUGCAGAAACGACAUAGUACAAAAGACAGUAUAAAGAGGACAAGUGUUUGAUAUUAAUCAAAAGAAAAAAACACUGGAUCGGCGUCCUUCAUCAGAUAUCCAAUGCAGUUAAUUUGUCAAUAUCGGAGCCGAUAUCCGGUCCAUAUAUCGGAUCGGUGCAUCCCUAAUCAUAAGGCUCCAUCAUAUUUACAUAUUUAUGACCUCUGUCUUUCCUGCUGGCUGCCUUGCUGGUCUGAGUCCUGAACAGCAAACACUGUCCAUGCAUCCCAGUUGGUAUCCCAGUUUCUCCCAGAUUUUGCAGAAACACCCUCAAGCACCCUAAAGAUAAAGGAUCUUACAAUCUCCCUGUUUCCUGUGCAGUUGGUGCUGGUGGGGUUUUGGGGAUGUGUACUCUGUAUUUAAAUCCGUGUCUUAGCUCCCACGCUGAGACCCUCCAAGGCCUCAUUUGCUGCUGUUUGUCCUCCUUAGUUGUGUCUUGACCUACUUUCAACUAAUACGUUCUUUUUUUCCAUCUCUUUCCUCAAGCUACUGUGGAGUGCUACAACCCAAGGACAAAUGAAUGGACUUAUGUUGCCAAAAUGAAUGAGCCACAUUAUGGCCAUGCUGGGACGGUGUACGGCGGUUAUAUGUAUAUUUCAGGUAAGGACGUUCAUUCAUAAUCCACGCAGUUAAACGAGGAAAUGUGCAGGCUGUGGCUGCGCAGUGAGAUCGAAAAUCGAUUUCAUGUCUUUCAGUCAUUAACCAAAUUAAUUUGAAUGGAUUGUAAUUUCCAAUUAGAGCCGUUUCUGUUAAUUUCCGAGCAGCAAACAGCUGAUUGUGUCUUCUAAUGUUCAAAGCCAUGAAAUCUAUUCAGCGCUCACCUCGUGAUACCUUUCCUCAAAAACUCCGCUGCAUGUAUAAUGCAUCACCGUGAGUCACAGACAGAGAGAGCAGUGUGUUUUCGUCAUGUUCAGGGGAAACAAUCAAAUGAAACAGAUUCUGUUUGUGAUUGACAGGAGCGUCAGUAGACGGUGUAAGUAAAGCCACCGCGGUGAUACAUAAUUCCGUGUCAUUCAAACAGCUCGACUUUCAAUUUGUUAUUCUGAUUAAUUCAGUGAUUCAGAUUAAUGGCCAAUUACAGAAUACACUCUGCUUUCUGAAAGGUAUUCUUGUACCAAAACUGAAAAUGUUUGUGACACAAAUCAUACCUCACAUGCUCGCGCCAUCUCAGCUGAUCGCACAUGUGGACCAGGACAAAGUGUACGAGGCCUCGCCGCUUUUAGGCAGAAGAUUGAAGGCGCCGAGGUUUCUUCCUUCGGGCAGCAACUGCUGGCUCUUCUUUCGGUGUCACCUCAGUACUUGUUCUCUUCAUAGGAUUGAAAACAAAUCCUGCGUUAUGGAGAUGAGCCCUAGUUUCUCAGUGUGACUAAUCCAGAGCAGCGCUAAGAGGGGAGGGAGGGGAGGGGAGGGGAGGGGAGAGGUGGAAGGGAAAAUUGGGAAGGAUGGAGUGAAGUGGAGGAGUGAAGCCCGUGUAGGAGGUGUAACACUGAAGAGCUGAUGUUAAUCCCUCCCUGGCUCUGGCUUCUGUCAUCAUCCCUACAACAUGUAAAUGUAAACAGUAGUUGUGAACAUGAAACAAGACGAUCAGCGAAUGUUACACAGAGAUGGAUGUUUUAAAAUAUUUUUCUAUUUCCAAAAACAUGGAAGAAAUUGAAGGAAAAGAGGGAAUUCACUGUCACACAGUGUUGGACGAAUAAAAGAGGUUGUUUAUGGGUAUCGGGGAUGGAUUGAAUCUAAUCACUUAGGGGAAUUAACAUGCAUUUGCAUUAACUCCAUUAGCACUAAUGUUCUGCAGAUAGCAGCAGUAUUGAGAAUACAUGACACAAACAAUGUAAGGUGCUGACCAGCAAACACUGUGUCAUCAGAUACACUCAUUGAUCAAUAUACAUAUGCAAACAACUAGUGCAUCAAAAUCUAUGAUCCACAGAUGUCAGUGAUCCUGUAGAUCUUUAGUAACAUGUCACUUGUACAAAAAGAGGAUUAGGGCCACAAGAAGAGAAAAAAAAUAAUUACAGGUGGGAAAUGUUUUUCAUUUCCAUUUCGAGAUUAAAGUCGAAACGGUGAGAUUUAAGACGAAAUUUUUAAAAAAUCAAAUUAAAAAAAUCAAAAUUUCGACAUUAAAGUGGAAAUUUCGAGAUUAAAAAAAUUGAAAUUACAUGAAUAUAGUUGAAAAUUCGACCUGAAUCUCAAAUUUUUAUAUUUUUAACAGCAAAAUUUUUGUAAUCUUGAAAUUUUACUUUAUUUUUUAAUUUAAUUUUCAAUCUCGAAGUUUCAACUUUAUUUACAUAAUUUUUAUUUUUUGAUCUCAAAAUUUCGACUUUAAUCUCCUUCCUGUAAUUAUUUUUUUCUCUUCAUGUGGCCCUAAUCCUCUUUUUGUACACUUGCCUCAUUCGUCCAACUUCUCUCUCUCCUUACUUUUUCCAGAGCACAGAACUGAUUGUCGGUUAAUUCUCUCGUGUUUUUCAGACAGCAGAGUGCUGCGAGAAUUUCCUCCGUGUGCAUGCAUGUGAAAAAGUCAACGGCGUAUGCAGCCUCUUAGAUUAGAUUCAUAUUAACUAACCGUGACUCUCUAGAAACAGGCCAGCAAUUAACAACCAACUUCAUCUGUGAUUACUAUCGUUGUUUUUAUCAACAACAAGCUAAACUUUUCAGAACAUUUUAAUUAGUCUGUGUUUCCUUUGGCAAGAACAGGAACUGGGGCAUAUUUGGGACCACACGGACCAUAUGAUUUGGCAAGCCUAAUAUUACAGUUGAGUGAAGAUGAAAGACACAUUUUUAAAAUAAAUAAACUAAAUGAUGAAUAACAAAACAGGCGGGAUUGAGCUUAUCUGCUGGUAGCCAGCUGUUUUCCGUCUCUUGCUCAAGGCCGUACUCCUCAGUAUGUACUAUUUACUGCUCACCCUUCAUGAUUUUUGAAUGGUUUCCUUUUGUGCUGGUUUCAUGUUCAAUGAUGCACUCAAUAGCAGGCCAACACAGUGCCAUGUUUUUCACCUGCGGCAGCUAAAGCUUCAUGUAGGGAGAAGGAAAAAAACAUGUGCGUGCUACAGGAUAAAGCUGGUCUAGCAGUUUUUAUGAAAGGUCAUUUGAAAGUGUGUAAACGAAGCUGCGGGGCUUUAGAUACAGACGUUAAUGGUUAAUGCAAAGGUACAGGUAACCAAGCAUUCACUGUUUAAGGAAUUUAUUUGCUCUGAAGUGGUACUAUAGCGCCCACGGUCUCAGAGGUUGGAGUCGUGCUGUGCAAGGUGACCCAUGCUGAAGUGCAGUUCUGUGUCCGUCUGUCACAGCAGAUCAGGUCACUUUCUCUGGCUGCGCCGCUGCGCUGUCUGAAGACAUUCUGUCAGCUGGAUGAACCUGACAAAUCCACUCAGCCCACAAACCGUCACAGCUCAAGUGGUGUGGCAGGGUUCAGACACGAGUACUGAACCAGCACAGAGCCGCCCUGCCUCUGUUUUAACAUGGGAGAUUAAUAUCUGAGUACAUGCUGCAGAUGUACCGCUCAGACCGUGUUUUUACUUCUUAACUGAGUCAUCUACAACAAGGACACUCUGCAGAACUCUGAGUAAUUUACACGUAGGUGUCAGGACUGCAGACAGUCUCCUAGCCUGCUGUUGUUGUGGGUAUUUUAAAUGAUUUUGUAGUAAUUUUAGGUAUUACAGCCAGACUGUUACAGCCCAGCGUGAUGUUGAUGUUUGGGAGUUUUUCAGAUGUGUGUUUAACUUUGAGUUUGAAAGAUUCCUUCAGGAUGUGUAAUUUGAAAAUUAACCUUGUCCAAGCUCUUCAGUCCAAACCCGUUUUACUUUGACCCUGAUUCAAAAUUAUCUUUUUUAUUUUUUUUUGUGCUCAGUUUCAUCAGCACAGUGAAAUAUUAGGAAUGAGUUACUAUUGGCCCAUAUCUCUACUCUAUUAACUGUUUGGUCUGGUUCUUGUUUGAAUAUUCCCACAGACACUAAUAAAGCUGAAAAAGUGUUAAUAUGAGAUCAUUUGGACACUUUUUGGACAUAGACUAAUUUCUUUGCGAUCUCUAUAAGAAGAUUUGUGUAGUUAACCACUGUGACUGGUGUGUGAGUGUUCCUGCAGUCAUCAGCAGGUUUCCCUCUUAAAACCACUGAAAUGAAAGAGCUGUUUUUAUCAUUUAUUCACCUUGAAUUCCACUCCUAGUAAGACUCAGACUGUGUUUAAGAAAGAGUUUGUCAAACAAGUAGAUUUUAAGAAAUCACUCGACAUAAAAAUCACCCAAAAGCCUGAUCAAAGUGAGUCUCAUGUUGGUUAUUUUAUGCUGCAGCGUGUCCCGGCCCUUGAUUUCUGAAGGUUCACUCCCUUUUUUAUCACUGAAAUAAAAAACAAUAUAUGGCACGUCACCUGUACUGACGACAGUCCUGCAGCACAAUGUGUGGAAUAGGAGAGAUGUUGAGUGUGCUGCUCACACAGAACAGUAAAUGUCAGGUGUACAUGAAGGCAUAAAUGAAUGAUUGGCACAGCACUGGUUGGAUGGUGAGAUCUGAUACUAUAGGACUCAGUUGCUAUAAGGAUGUACAGUGAGAUGAAUUUGAUGGUGCAGUUUGAAGGUGCAUUUAUGCUGCAUAGGAAACCGAAAAGACAGUGUGUCCUUUAAAUGUAAAGAUUUAUUUUUACUCUGUUCUAGGAAGUUAAAAAAAAAAACGUUCAGUUACAUUUAUAAUCCAUACAGUGCUCACUGUAUAGCAUCAAUCAAUAUGUUCUUAGUCAUCCUACAAACAGAGAACUGGAUCAGUUCACACAGCAAUUUGGUCGUGGGCCACUUUCAGAGCACACAUCGAGUACUAUCUCCUCGAAAGACCCUCUCUAUCAACAUAGGAUAUUUUUGGGGAUCAUGCGAGGUAUCGUCUUGUAUCUUUUUCGUACAUCACCUGUGGCUGCUCCAAUUUAACCAGCUAAGCAGGUCACUGUUUUCGCUAGGGGAAAAGGAAAACGCACUAAUAAACAUAAGACAACACCAAGACCAAGUAACCCGGUCUGUCUAUGGAGGGGCAAAAUCUGUUCGCCUGAUUCUGAGACUGGCUCAGUUUAGCAAACAUUGUCUCACUAAUGGCUUUGAUUAGACAUCAGGGGAGCGGGAUACUGAUCAGACAUGGUUGCGUUCGGAAAAGGCCAAAGCCCUUGAUCUGAAUCAGCAUAGCAGCAGGGCCUCUCCAGAGGAAUUAUAAGGACCUAAUGCACUGUUCCCUUGUCUGGAUUUUAAUAGCGGACAUGCCCUAUGGACUACUUGGAUAAAGAAAAUGGAGAGUGGGGCUAUCAGUGGAUUUGAUCAGUUAAGGAGGUGCAGCAUCACAGAUCUGAGUCAUGGCAGCUGAAUAGACAGCUUAGGCCUCAACAAUAAAGCGCGCGCACACGAUCACCGGGCAGCAGCAAAAGAGGGAUUCUGCCUCUAUUCGCCACGCUCUGCAAAUCUUCGCUGCAUUCGCUCCUAGUCACUCCGCCUGUGGGGGGGAGGGGUGGGCUGGCUUCCACCCAAAUGCAUGCUGGGAUUGUGUUCCUCUUUAUUUUAAGCCUUCCCUGUAGACAUGUCCUGUUUUUUUUUUUUUUUCCCUCCCCACUUUCCCUCAGCUUUUUUGUGUCCCAGCGUCUACCGCCUGUUUGUGUACGGGUGUGCGUUUUGUAAUGAUGUUCCUCUUUAUGCUUUGAGUGCUCAUCACCAGCAGUAUUUCACACCGUGGAAAAGACUCCGAGCAAACGCGGAUGUCACUUUAAAGCUCGCAAAUGGGGUUCACUCUGCGUCUCAGCUGUUAAGGUAAAAGUUAGGUUUUGACAAAUAGAGACAUUAAACGGUGAAAUACUAAUAUUCACAAAGCCAAAGAGAGAGAUGUGACUACUUCUAGUGUGGGGCUGGUCAUCCACGCGGCCUAGAUAAAAGGAAAUGUAGGUUGGCAUGGUCCAGUGAGUCACUGAUCUGUCUAAUUGAUGUGUCUGCGAAGCUGUUUUCCUCCCCCUAACAAUCACUGAUGAGGCUAAUUUCUGCUCUUUUUUUAAUCUUUUGGCUACAGGGGGAAUCACUCAUGACACUUUUCAGAAGGAGCUGAUGUGCUUUGACCCCGACGCAGACAAAUGGACUCAGAAAGCGCCCAUGACGACGGUGCGUGGCCUCCAUUGCAUGUGCACAGUGGGCGACCGCCUGUAUGUGAUCGGAGGCAAUCACUUCAGGGGAACCAGUGACUACGACGAUGUGCUGAGCUGCGAGUACUACUCUCCCGCCCUCGACUUAUGGACACCUAUCGCCGCCAUGCUGCGAGGCCAGAGCGAUGUGGGCGUGGCCGUGUUUGAGAAUAAGAUCUACGUGGUGGGAGGUUACUCAUGGAACAAUCGCUGCAUGGUGGAAAUAGUACAGAAGUACGACCCCGAGAAAGACGAAUGGCACAAAGUGUUUGACUUACCCGAGUCGCUGGGCGGGAUCCGAGCCUGCACACUCACAGUUUUCCCCCCUGAGGAUAUCUCGGGCUCACCCUCCAGAGAGUCGCCACUCUCGGCACCUUGAUGAGUAAAGGGGGGGAGCCAUAGUCUGCUCACACCCCCGUGACCCGUCACCCACCUUCCCCUCCUCAACAAACACUCCUUAUAGACAUUGUUUGCACUUCCUCCCUGGACUACAUCUGUACUGCACCCUGAAGUCCCCCCCUAAGCCCCCUCUUCUUAAAGCUGUGCAGCACUCCCUCCCUAAGUGAUUCAACCUACGUACCGAUACGGUUUGGCAACCUAAUUACAUGUUAAUGUUGCAUACUCGGUAUACAUUUUGGCAGGAAAUACCUUGACUUGAAAAGUGACUUUGCAAAUCAACUUUUCUACCUGAUGUCUACAAAGUUUUUUCUUAUGUCUCGUUUCUUUAGGCGUUCUACCUUGAGAUGUUCACUCCGACUCUGACUCUCUCUUCUAGUCUAUGCCGGGUUAGAUGCAGGUGACUCCGCAGAGAGCAGACACUUAGGGACAGAUGAGCUCCAAAACACAGCCGGUUUUUAACUCAGGGGUUGGCCAAGGCCCCAUCUUCGUCUCUCUCUCUCUCUCUCUCUCUCUCUUACAGUUUUGGUUCUUUUCCUGCUAUUGCUAUGAAACUGUUAACAAAAUGGUGUUUUCUAAAUUUAAUAAACAUGAUUUUGAAAAUAAGGAAAA